Oncorhynchus nerka (sockeye salmon) is the source of this 5127-nucleotide messenger RNA. It is a transcript of the gene nf2b, whose product is annotated as NF2, moesin-ezrin-radixin like (MERLIN) tumor suppressor b. The transcript is spliced from 17 exons. Lineage: Eukaryota; Metazoa; Chordata; Actinopteri; Salmoniformes; Salmonidae. Gene Ontology annotation, biological process: positive regulation of early endosome to late endosome transport; regulation of cell shape; regulation of gliogenesis. Bases 674 to 2452 code for a protein of 592 amino acids. Gene Ontology annotation, cellular component: apical part of cell; adherens junction; plasma membrane. The record is from RefSeq and is a predicted model, not a curated record. Gene Ontology annotation, molecular function: actin binding; integrin binding.
CCUGCCUAUUUUCCUCGAAAGUACGUAUUUUCGCGAUUCUAACACGAUACGAUAUUACAGAAAACAAGUUAGUUAUCUCACAUCUCGAAAAAAAUAUUUGUAAUGUUGUACUUCUUUGUUCACGAAAUUCAUGCUAAUGUUGGGUUAUCGCGCUAGCACGCAAUUGACUCCCAUUGUCUCCUUGAAGGAAAACUCAAGCUUGCCCCCCAGAGUGCACCGCGUAGCCCAUUGAGGAUGCAGGGGAACGCGCACACAGUGUGGCGUUGAUAGGAUUCCCAUCUCCUCUAACGGAUCUCUGCUAGUGGACGCGUAUUCGGGAAUUCAUCGGUAGCUGCGUUGUAAAUUCACGUCCCUAUAUUAUGAGCGUUUAGCUAGCUAGUAAUCUGUAUUUACCGUUCGCUUUUAAAAGCUCCUUCUGUGAAUAAAAAAAUAUAUAUUUUGUCAUUAUGGAUGUUUGGAGAACGUUUCGUCCGUCCCACAGCCUGUUUUGGUCCGCUUUCGUGGCGUAAAAGUUGUUCGUGUUAUUGUAGCCAGCUCCGAAAGGUUCGGUGGCUUUCCCAGACAAAUCUCAGCCUUUCCUUUUGACUCUUGGACGGCAGGAGGGGAGCAGUUUAUUCCUGGGACUCGGCCUAUAGUCUAGUAACGUAUCUCACCAAUCUCCAAGGCCUCCAAAAUGUCGAUUUUAGGAUUAAAAAAGAAACAACCAAAGACUUUUAAGGUCAAAGUCAUCACUAUGGAUGCUGAAAUGGAGUUUAGCUGUGAGGUGAAAUGGAAAGGGAAGGAUCUGUUUGAUCUGGUGUGUCGGACAGUGGGUCUGAGGGAAACCUGGUUCUUUGGGCUCCGGUACACAGUGAAGGACACCUAUGCAUGGCUGAAGACAGAGAAACGGGUCUUGGAUCAAGAGGUCCCUAAAGACUCACCGAUAACAUUUCACUUCCUGGCCAAGUUCUUCCCAGAGAAGGUAGAAGAGGAGCUGGUGCAGGAAAUCACACAACACCUCUUCUUUCUGCAGGUGAAAAAGCAAAUAUUAGACGAGGAAAUUUUCUGUUCUCCUGAAGCCUCUGUCCUGUUGGCGUCGUACGCUGUUCAAGCCAAGUAUGGGGACUAUGAACCAAACUUUCACAAGCCGGGGUUCUUAGCCCAGGAUGAGCUCCUACCUAAAAGAGUUCUGAUGCAGUACCAGAUGACUGCAGACAUGUGGGAGGAGAAGAUCACAGCCUGGUACGCAGAGCACAGAGGCAUCGCCAGGGAUGAGGCUGAGAUGGACUACUUGAAGAUAGCUCAGGACCUGGACAUGUAUGGAGUCAGCUACUUUGCCAUCACUCAAAAUAAACGAGACACAGACCUGCUACUGGGUGUCGAUGCCCAGGGCCUUCAUAUUUACAGCCCCAACAGCAAACUGAACCCCAACAAGUCUUUCCCCUGGAGCGGCAUCCGCAACAUCUCCUACAGCGAGAAGGAGGUAACCACGUUCACAAUAAAACCUCUGGACAAGAAGAAGGAUGUUUUCAAAUUCUACUCCUCCCAACUGAGAGUCAACAAACUGAUCCUGCAGCUGUGCAUUGGGAACCAUGACCUGUUCAUGAGGAGGAGGAAGGUAGACUCCAUCGAGGUUCAGCAGAUGAAGUCUCAGGCCAAGGAGGAGAAGGCUCGCAAGAAGGUGGAGCGUCAGAUCCUUGCACGGGAGAAGCAAAUGAGGGAGGAGGCAGAGCGAGCGAAGGAGGAGAUGGAGAGACGGCUGUUCCAGCUGCAGGACGAGGCACGGCUGGCCAAUGAGGCGCUGCUGCGUUCAGAGGAGACCGCAGAUCUGCUGGCGGAGAAGGCCCAGAUCGCCGAGGAGGAAGCCAAGCUGUUGGCCCACAAGGCUGCCGAGGCGGAGCAGGAGAGACAGAGGAUAGAGGCUACCGCCCUCAAGACCAAGGAGGAGAAGAGACUGAUGGAGCAGAAGAUGAGAGAGGCAGAGCAGCUGGCCGUCAAACUGGUGGAGCAGUCAGAGAGGAGGUCGAAGGAGGCAGACCAUCUGAAGCAGGACCUUACGGAGGCCAAGGAUGCUGAGAGGAGAGCCAAGCAGAAACUCCUGGAGAUCACCAAGACAUCUUUUCCGCUCAUAGCGGCCUACUCCACCCCCCCUCCUCCCCCAGAGGGAGGAGACCUAGCUCUGGGAUCCGGAUCAAUGCGCAUCGACUUUAAAGACUCUGAUAUGAAGAGACUGUCAAUGGAGAUAGAAAGGGAGAGACUAGAGUACGUGGAGAAGAGUAAACACCUGCAGGACCAGCUGAAGGAGCUGAAGUCUGAGAUUGAGUCUCUGAAGUUGGAGGAGCAGCAACAGCAGGCUGGGGUCUACAGCCUCCGCAACGAGGCCCGCGGCUACCCCCCUGAACCACCCUACAUGCCCCAUAGUAAUAGAAACUCUGCCUACAUGGCUCAGAUGGCUUUUUUUGAGGAAGUGUGAUCCAACUGCCAUUGGAUGAAACGGGGGGUAGGCUAAAUGCCAUUGGAAGACACGCAGGGAGGCGGGACAUUGGUUGUGACUCUUGUUCCUUAAUACCAAGAUAUGCCUACUUCAUCUAUCUAUGUUUUGUGCCUGACAAAAGGAGCACACUGACACACACACACACUCCCAGUGACACUCCAGAAAGGACUGUGCUUUGGAAAGAUUUGUAUUCCUCAGAUGACACACACCACAACACUACAAGUUCUCCGUUCUGUUUUAUUUGAUGCAGCCCUAGCUAGUCACACUGCCUGUGGGCGUAUAUUAUCACAGACGGUGCUGUGUGCAUGUUCUGCGGAUGUAUUUUACUUCAAUGUUUGGUUUUUAAAGGGAUGCCUGGUAGAGUGUGAUAGAGAUUUGACUGAGGUAGUUUAUCCUAUAUGACUGACUCUACACUACAGUGUGCCUUUAGGAGAAUAUACUCUUGCAGCGACCAGGAUCAUGUCUGUCAAGCUACCAGGCUUCAGGUGUGAUACCUUGCCUUCGCUGAAUAAUGUCUUACUUUACUCGUCGUUUUGUUGUAGCAUGGUCGAACUGAUCGUCUCCAGAGCAACAUGUGUCCUGCAUCACAUUAUGCCUCCUAACCAUUGUCAAUUCAAACUGUCAUUUCAACAGUUUUAUGUUUUUAGUAUUUUAGACUGUUGACGUGCCUUUAACUUUGCUUUUGAAAACGUUUUCUUCACGUUACGAACAUUAAAUAUGCAAUCCCUCGUUCACUAGUUCCUGUUAUGGAGCAUCCCAAAAGGCACCCUACUCCCUAUUUAGUGCACUGCCUUUGACCAGUGCCCUAUUUAGUUCAUUUAUGGUGACAUUUGGGACAAUGACCUGCCUGGAUUGUCAAACUCCUCUGGGGUGGGUUUAGCUCCAACACCUCUGGGGUGGGUUUAGCUCCAACACCUCUGGGGUGGGUUUAGCUCCAACACCUCUGGGGUGGGUUUAGCUCCAACACCUCUGGGGUGGGUUUAGCAGGCAGACAAGCCCACUUCUCUUCUGAUUUCUACGACAUCUUGUUAGUGCUUAGCUCAGAGGAAGGUUCCAUCUAGAAAAGUAGGGAAGACAUUCUGUAUAUGGAGGAGGAGAAGAGGGAGACAGAAGGUGGUUUGUGCUUGUGAAGGAAGUAGAUUUGAGAUGUAAUAACUCAUGGUUAAGGGUUGGGGUCAAUUCCAUUUCACAGAAAUGAUCUGAAAAUAACAGACUAUAAUAAGAUUAUAAUGCCUAUUUGCUGAGUUGAAAUGGUCUGGACCCAACCUUUGUUGUGUUUUUAGAAUGGGAACCAUGUCUGAAAUGGUCAGAUAUCCUAACUAACAGAACACUGCUUGGCAGAUUAUGCAACAUUUUCAAGGUUGGGGGUUGGUUUGGCAAUUUUGUGGGUGCAGACACCUGCACGUACAGAGACACACAGCCAUGUAUUCAAACCAUGUGUCAAUAUCACAUUUAAACCCUACAUUUUAUUAGUCAUUUUUAUUGUAACAUAAAUAAAUUAUUGUUAGAUCUGUUUUACAGAAGUUUCCUCUAACCGAUGUCAGGUUUGAAUCGAAACGGAGUUGUUUUGGAUGGCAGGAUAUCACACACGCACUCUCAGCAUAACUGUUGUGUACAUGUGUUUUUCAUUUCUGAUGGUUAUACCUAUGUAUGUGUGUAGAAUAGUGUUGUUGGGUUUUAUAAUGUUAACUCCUUUUGUUGUUUAUCUUACUGUUGUUGGCUUUUUCCAUCCUCUCCCCCAUAUCCUCCUUUCCCUCUCUCGCACUCCUCCUCUUUCAUGUGUUCAUCGGCUUUAAAGGGCUUAAGUGUCACGUCAGUUUGUUUUUAACUGUUUGUUUUAAUAGAUGACCUCAACUGUUUCAUAUCUAUAGGUUUACUGUAAUCACCCAAAUCUGUCCCAAGUGGCACCCUAUUCCCUAUAUAGGCCACUACGUUUGACCCGGGCCAGCAUCAGGCUCGGGUCAAAAGUAGUGUUCUAUACAAGGGGGAAUAGAGUGCCAUUUGGGACACAGACACUAUAUGGCUGUCUCUCAACACUCUGUCGUUGCCUCCUUUCCUUUUUAGAGUGCGGCAAGUAACUUUGCGGUUAGUUAGGCCAGUAAACGGCCGAAGAGGUCGCUGAUUCGAGUACCUGAGCCGACAAGGUGAAACAUUUGUCGAUGUGCCCUUGAGCUCCAGGGGCGCCGUACUACUAUGGCUGACCUUGUAAAACACUACACUGGACUGUGUUUUUCUUCUUCACAACCUUGAUUCCGUUCCUUCAUUGCCGCUAGUCAAUUUAUAGAGGUGUAGAGGUUUCCCUCCGUGUAGAGGUUUCCCUCCGUGUAGAGGUUUCCCUCCGUGUAGAGGUUUCCCUCCGUGUAGAGGUUUCCCUCCGUGUAGAGGCGUGUAGCGGUUCCCUCCGUGUAGCCCUCCGUGUAGCGGUCACCUAUCAUGCCCUGCCAGAUCAGUGGCCAUAGAGGAAAGGACACAAGGGAAGGAAGCUAGUUAACACUAUUAAGACACAGCCAGGUAGAGACAUGCCAAACAAAAGCGAGUCACAAUGUCUGAUUUCCGAGAUGAAGUGUUUUGAGUGCUGUUUUUUUUUUUUGUCAUAAGAGAAUCAAUGCUGUCAAAGGGCUAUGGCUGUUGCUUAUUAAAACAAAUAUACAUUA